Messenger RNA from Acanthoscelides obtectus, 1647 nucleotides. The record is from the annotation of a GenBank genome assembly. Lineage: Eukaryota; Metazoa; Arthropoda; Insecta; Coleoptera; Chrysomelidae.
UAGAAUCUUGUUUUGCUCAUAGCAAAUUAUCCAAAUGGGAUCAGAAAUGUAUGUCAGGACAUCAAUGCAUCAAGAGUCGUUUUCUACUUGCGAUAGAAAUUAGAAUCACAUCAAGUAUCCAUUUAUACCCCACGUGGAGCUAAGGCCUCCUAUCCAAAAUACACUAACUGUAAACGCUUUCAGGAAGCUAUCGCUCUGUUUACAUUACGGGCUAAAUGUUAUCAAUUCAAAUUAAAGCAGAAGGUCGCUGAUAUACAGAUAUAAAUAUAAACGGCUGUGUUUGCCUGUUCCAAUAUUUAUCACUCACGAGCAACAUUCGAGCAAACAUGUUCGUGUCGCGUAGACUUUCGAUCCAAGAAGUGAACAAUCUACUCAGCGAGAGUUUUGUGAGAAUUUUUGGGAAUAUCGUCGAGCAUUUCCCAGCGGCUGCGAUCGGAGUACUGAAGCACAGGCCGUUUGAUAGUACCGAGGCAUUAGUGCGAGCUAUCAACGAUUUUUUGGAUUCGAUGAAACCCAGUGAUUUAGAGGAAAUCCUUCAUCGAUACCCUGACAUCUUCAAUACAUUGAUCAAUAACAGGUUGUUGAUAUUAGAGAAGAAAGAUGGAGCACAGCUCACGAUGACUGAAAAAAGAAGACUGAAUGAGUUGAACAGCCAAUAUAAAGAAAAGUUCGGAUUUCCUUUCAUCAUGGGUUACAAGAGCAACGAUGUGUUCGCGGUGUUCUCUGAAAUUAUUUCUAGAUUACAGAAUAACAGGGAACGCGAAGUUGAAAUCGCCGUAAAGGAGGUAAAAAAUAUUGUGAACAUUAGGAUACACGACCUAGUGCAAGACAAGCAGAAUGUUGGACAGUGUUAAUUAUUAAACACUUUUUGGACGAUCUUAUUGUUGUUCAUGAAAUUCUAACUAAAGAUCUAAAAAAGUUUUUCCUAUUGAGGGCUUCAAGGGAAAAUCUUUGGGUAUUAGGAAGUGCAAAUAGGAACGGGAUAUUCAAUUUGUCAUUGCUAUUUUGACCUUUAGGAGAUUGCUUUGAAGCUCCUUUUUGAAACACCAGUGGGAUGUCUGAGGAAAUACCUAUGCAUCUCUCGAUUACUGCCCUAAUAUAGAACGUAUAUAACACUGUUCUCAUUUGUAUAUUGUGUAAAUUAUAAUGUAUGGAAGAUUUGCUUGUUGUGUAUUUCAUUAUUUUUUAUCACCACAUGGUGAACAUAACCAGUGGUUGUCGCUUUAAGUCAUUGUGCUGUAUCAGGCCACUAAUGGAAAACGCAUACGUUUGAAGAAGGAAGUUACUAUAAGGUUUAAACUUUUGGAAUCAUAGUCACACUGAUGUAUGUACGUUUUUAUAUCAUGUUAUUAGGUUAUAAUUAUAUAAAAUUACUUUUUAUAUUUGAUAUUCGUUUGAAGCGGUUGUAGUAAACGAUAGUAAUUUUAUUUUCAAGAAUGAUUUUUUGAUUACUUGGAACAUACAGCAUAAUGUAUAAUCAAUUUUAUUCAUAUUGAAUAUACUUGUAUAUUUGAGAUAUCUCAUCAUGAGAAUGAUACUACGUAUUACUACAAUGCAUCCUAAUGCUUCUUUCAAACUUCUAUCUCACCAUACUUAUAUCAUAUAUGGGUAGCGUGGCAUGUAGCAAAAAUAAACAAUACGAAGUAU